Vanderwaltozyma polyspora DSM 70294 is the source of this 2106-nucleotide messenger RNA. It is a transcript of the gene CTF3, whose product is annotated as Ctf3p. The coding region runs from base 1 to 2106 and encodes 701 amino acids. NCBI's taxonomy places the organism in Eukaryota, Fungi, Ascomycota, Saccharomycetes, Saccharomycetales, Saccharomycetaceae. The record is from RefSeq and is a predicted model, not a curated record. The transcript has a single exon.
AUGUCGAAUAUACUUGAUUCUGUUGUUAAUUCGCUAAGUACUGCUACUGUAAACACUUCCCAUCAAUUAUUAAAAGCAUGGUUGACUCAAUUAUACGAUCAUGCUCCAAUUGUGGGUUUGGAUGCUAGACAGAUUUAUUUACUGGUUAGGUUAAUCUGCGAAUCAACUGCCAUUAGUGCUUCAACAAAAGUUUACAUUAUAGAUCAUUGUUUAUUGCCGAAUGAUUAUAUAGACGAUGAGGUGGUUUUAGAGAUAAUUAAUCAUUUGGGAACGCCAACUGUAACAAAUCCAUAUAGGAUCCUACCUCCCAAGAGUGUACAGAUCAAGCUUUGUAAAUGGUUAGUCCAUGUUUUUAUUCUAUUGCCAAAGGAUAGGAGCAAUUUAAACCCAUCGGUUUGGCUACAUUUAUGGAAAUAUAGUUUCUUGCAAUAUUGGUUGACAUAUAUUAUAAUUUGGUCAACUAAUUCGAAACAAGAUGUGAAAUCUUGGAAAGUUACAUUGAUAGAGAAAAUUGCAUUUAUUCCAGGUUAUCCAGAUGUAGCUGCGUUGGCCACAUUGAUAUUGAAUAGAUUCGAAUCAAUUGUAGGGUCUACACCAAGAAUAUCAAGUCUGAGGUUAAGAAUAAAUACAAAUAUGAGAAGUUAUAAAGCUAUUCAGAAUCUUGAACUGGAUUCAAAAUUCAUUAGUGCUUUAAAAAAAGUUUUAUUCAAGUCAUCACCAAAUAAGUUUCCCUUAAAAUAUAUCGAUGAUGUUAUUUCAUCAUACCUUUCACAAUUAAAGAAUAAAGAUAACUCUAUAGUUGUCAGCCAAUAUAGACAGAAAGUGCCUCCUAGCAAACUGUUUAUAUUGGAUAUUAGAACAUUUGAAAAAUUAGUAUGGAAUUGGAAUAAUAUUGUUGUACCCAAAAAUCCAGAAUUCUUAUUUGACAUAGGAACGCAAGCAGGGUUUAAAAUAUCUGCACUGAAAUUAGCUGGUGAUGAUCCCCAAUUAUCUAACAAGUCGAUUAAAUACAUCACAGUACAGUUGAAAAGGUGUUUCAAUAAUAAUGAAAAUUUAUCUGAGCUGGAAAGACUCAACAUUCUUAAAAAUGUGGUUAGAUUUUGUAUUUUAAAAGAAGAUGUUUUGGAAAGUAUUGUCCAAGAGUUUUUUACAAUAGAAUUCAUGAAUUCAAAUCCUAAUAUUUUUGUUACAUUCUUUAAUCUAAUAUUCCCAUUAUUUAAACCAGAGAGUAUUACUGAUUUUAGAAAACUUCUAUUAAGAUUUUUUACUAGAUGUAGGUUCAGCAACCAAACGAAGGCUACUAGAACAGUAUUUCCCAGAUUAUGCAAAGGAUUAUUACUUAUGAUCAAAAAUUGGUAUUCCACUGAAGGCACCAUUGAAAGUGAAGGGUAUGAAAUCUUCAACGACAUAAAACUGCUGCUAGUGUCUCACCUUCAAAACUCAAUUGAAAAUAGAUAUUAUAUCAUAUCUGUGAAUGUGAUGCUGAGCAUUGUGUUAAACAUAUAUGAUUACGAAAACAGUGCCACUGGAAAUGCUCAUGAAUUGAUGAUCAUACCCAAUGUCAUGAACAAGUUAUUAACAAUAGACGAUCCAUUGCUUCUAGAUUCCUGUUGUUUAUACUUGAUAAAUUCUAAAGAAUUGUUGAAAAGUAAAGCAUCGACAAAUAAACAAGUACAAAGACAAAACCAAUAUAUUUUAGAUCUGACAAAUUACCUCUGGAGGAAUAAAAUUUCAACUUCAAAGUACCUGUUCCACAUUCCAACAGAAUUGGUGAAAAAUACAAUAGAAAACAUUUACCUACCAGAUAUAGAGAAUAAACUAAAAAGCAUGUUUUCAAUCACAGGUGUCCCAAGCUUAUCAUACUACUCAAGUGAAACGAUCAAACCUUUGAUAACUGAAGAGAUCAGUUAUUUCACAUACAAUGACGUCAUUAAUGAAGAAAAUUUCAAGAAAUUAAUCAAAGACAAUCAACAAAACGAAACAUUCAAUGAAAUAAGAAUAAAAUUAUUACAAUCUAUGCUAUCAGAUAGUCCAUACCCAAACGUUUCUAUAUUCUUGUUCACUUAUUUGAAAAGUUUAUCACAGUAUUAUAAGAACGAACCAUAG